Silurus meridionalis is the source of this 6526-nucleotide messenger RNA. RefSeq names its product zinc finger protein 518A. Gene Ontology annotation, cellular component: nucleus. The record is from RefSeq and is a predicted model, not a curated record. Gene Ontology annotation, molecular function: RNA polymerase II transcription regulatory region sequence-specific DNA binding; DNA-binding transcription factor activity, RNA polymerase II-specific. Gene Ontology annotation, biological process: regulation of transcription by RNA polymerase II. The transcript is spliced from 2 exons. NCBI's taxonomy places the organism in Eukaryota, Metazoa, Chordata, Actinopteri, Siluriformes, Siluridae. Bases 146 to 4738 code for a protein of 1530 amino acids.
CAUGGGUGCAUUUGGUAUUGAAACGGUAUAAAUAUUCUGUUUAGAACCACGGAUCGUUAGAAUACCAAGAUCUAUCCGAUUUAAAAUUUACUUUAUGGGACAUGAUGGAACAAUGAGGAGCUAGUAGUUUUAAGAGGACAAGCUAAUGAGACUUUCAGGUAGUGAGCGCUUCCCCGCCGCUCUGAGUUCCUGCUUCACUACUCUCACACACAGUAGAGUGAGGCAGCCGAGGGUUACCCGGAUGAAACUGUCAUGGCCGCCGUCUCUGACCUGCCAGUCUAAAGAGAAAAGAAAGGAUCCAUUAUAUAAAAUGGAGGCUACUUCAGAUGAUCCCCCCAAAAAACAUGACCAAAAUGGGGAUGUUGAGAAAGAUGCUUCAGUCAGUGUAUUGCAUCCAUCAAAGGAGCUUGCAAAUCCGACAGAAGACCCUGCAUAUAAUGACCAUAAUGACCUUUGUAUCCAAGAUGAAACACAGUCUGGAGAGUCGGCUACUGAUAACUCUCACAAAGAGAGCAAGGCCACAGAGAAAUCGCCAUGUAAGCUUCAACAGGGUGCUGUUUUCUCUGGAAAAAUACUCAGUUUCUGCUGCUCUGAAUGCAAAGGUGAUACCACUUACAGCCCCAAUGACUUACUGAAACAUUUUCAAGGUGCUCACAAAGGAACACUUCCAACAUAUCCCUGUGAUCUUUGUUCCUUUGUUACCAACGAGUUCUCAUCACUUCAGCGGCAUCGCAUUGGACAUCGAGACACUUUGGUCACUUGUGAGAUUUGCAACGAUGGAGUUCAAUACUCUCUACUGUUGCUCACUAGGCAUUUCAUUAUGUGUCAUAGCUGUAAUGGACUGUUUCGCUGUAAGAAAUGUGAAUUUUCCACCAGAGACGCUGGCACUUUUGUUCAGCACAUUCAUCAUCACAAUGAGGGCAGCCACAAAUGUACAAAGUUUCCCUCCAUAAGUCCCGCACAAGGGAAGACCCUCUCUGGGAAAGUUCAGUCUGGAACAUUCCCUUACACAUGCCAUUUGUGUGGGUAUUGUGCUGCACGGAGUGAGCAUCUAAGUAAGCAUAUGGCUGUGGCUCAUGAAGAUGAAAUGGAUAGAACAAACAGAUGGAGGUCACUGGAGGACAAUUCUAGAGUUAAUUCACCAGGACUGAAACUUCUUCUUAAAAAAAGUCCUCCUGCUGGAGGAUCCAGAGAACCACAGUGGAUGUCAAAGCUGAAUUCUUACUCUGGAGUAGGUCUGCUUGACCAUAGUGGCAGAUUGUUCAAUCCUGAGAAAACACUGGAGGAAACACAACAAUUUCUUGAAAGAGCUGCGUGUUUGAAGAAAGAGAGUAACAAGUGGAGUAAAGGUCCACUAAAGAGUGAGCCACAAUGUUCUUAUCCAGUUACAUCAACUACACCACAGCCAAAGAUGCAAGAAAAUGAACUCGGUGCUGGAUCUGGUAUUUUAAAUCCUGGCAACACCAAUGGGUUGACCGUUCUCAUGGUCAAAAAUAAAAUCUCGAUUCCCCCUAACUGUACCACAAAAGUAAUGGGUUUUAAGAUGGUAGAUGGUAAAAAGCAUUUAGUUUUAAAAGUCAUACCAACAAAACAGGAACCUACUACCAAAAAUGACAUGUCUCCUACAAAUAUUGUUGAAGAUGAUGAAAAGACUGGUAGCUCCCCCUUCUCCUCACUUUCUGAAAGAUCAGGAUCUCUUCUCAGUUUAGAUUCUGGCACAAACAAAGAUGUAUCUGCUUCAUUGAACAUGGACUCUCAAGAUGUAGAAGAUCACACUGGGGACCAGUCACCUUUGUUAGAUGAGCAUAAAGCAAAUGUGGACCCAACUUCAAACCAGGCUGAUGAUGAUGUUGAAAUAUCUGGUACAUCUGACAUCAAAGCUACAGCCUCACGUUGUGCAGAGGCAGAUUUUUCUGAAAACCUGUGCAGUGGUUUAGAUUCAGAAAAAAAGUCAUUACAUCAUGAUCAUGAGCAUUGUUCACGUCCUGUCCAGUCCAGGUCUGAGGAGUCCGUAUCAACACAUUCAGCUUCUGACUCAGCUAAAAACUCGCACACAGACCAAAUCAAAGUAAAAGCAGCUUCAUUACAAGUGCUUGCUAAACACACCACAGAUGUAGAUUUAUGUACUGAUAGUCUGUCUUCAUUAGAAUCAAGUGAGUGCACUCUUCCUGAGAUUUCAAUAUCUGCAAGUGAUUCCACUCUUUCGUCACUGGCAGAUGAGGGCAGUUCUCUUUCUGUCUCAGCUAAGACUCUUGAUAAUUUAGUGGUGAGCAAAAGUUUGGCAUCCACUAAAGAUCCAGAGCAGAGUUCACCUAAACUUCUAUCCCCCACUUUAGCAGUUAAAGGAAAAGAGACCUCUGUUGAUGAUAAAGGUGAAAAUCCAUUGCCUGAAAUUUCAGCAUCAUCAUCCUGCUAUUCUAAUUUAUGUAAUGGUAAGACCUCUAAACCUAGUUCACUCACUUAUUCCUCUCCCAGAAAAAAGCUACUCAUAGAUAGUCCAUCAGGUUCAGAAACAAGCCCACAGAAAAAAACAUGUGCAAACGAUUCCCCUGAUGCCAAAGAUGGUGUCACAUAUGAUGACACUGUUUUGCAAAAUUCCCCAAAUCAGGAAGUUUUUAGUUUUCACAAUUACUCUAAAGAGACUUUUGGCAAUUCCCCUAAUUUUCUGGAUAUUGAUGAACAUGCCCAAGAUGAUUUAGAGGAAGAAGAGUGUGAAGAAGAUUGUGAUGAACUCAAGCUAGCUUCAGAUUGGAGUUUAACACUACCUGAUUCUCCACCCUUUGUGGAUGAACAGUCUGAAGAUUAUGUAGAAAGUGGUGAAGACAGUAGUGCAGGUGUUAAUAAUAUGGCCUUUGCCUGUGAGAAUAAACUAUUGGAACGAGUGUCAGAUAGCGAUAUAGAGGUGGAUGAGUGUGUAGCUACUGUUGAUGAGUUACCCAUUCCAGUGAUGCCAAAGACCGACGACGGACAAUGUUUGCUAGAGUCAGAGAAAAACAAGGAGGAUUUUAUGACUUCUGCUGAGGGUGGCUCUGCAAAUUCAAGCAAUGCUGCUGCUUUGGGCAAGAUUCUUAAAGAGCAUUCGGAUGCUAUCAUCAGCCAGCAGCUUGAGAAAGAAAGGAUGGUAUCUGCAGCUAUGUUCCAGGAUAGUAAACGACCUACAAAAACAACACUUAGAAUCCUGCAAACUCCUGAGGGAAAGAAGCAGAUGUUCCUUCAGACUUCAGAGACUCCAUAUGCUGUGCCUGUCCAGCUCACAAGUGGUCAAGGCUUCAAGCUUAUUACACAGUCUUCUGCUUCCAAAGUGAAUGUGUCAUAUGUUAAGCCAGGAAUUGAAAUGCCCAGUAAACGUUCAGGGUUGUCUCUCACACUAAAUGGUGGUAGAAUUGGGAUGUCAGCUCAAAGUUUAAGUGGAGGAGGCAAAGGUCAUGCAUCACUCUUGCAAUCAGUGAGCAACAAUGGAGGCCGCUAUUUUGUUAGUGCUUCUGCCCUGAAAGGGCCUCUUCUCUUAUCAGGUACUGUUAAGUCGCCCUCAGAACAGACGACGAAUGCACAGGCAAUGUGUUAUUUAGUUCAACGACCACUUCCAGUUUCACCAAGUACUGAGUCAACUGGUUCGACCUCAAAGAAAGCCCUGACCACUCACCCAGUUUUGGCUAUGCCUGUAAAAUCAGCCGAUAAAGCGUCUUUGCAAACUGGACGACAAGCUUACUUGCUUAGGUAUAUUUCACCAGCCAAGUCAGGGUUACUGGGAAAUUCAAGUUCAAAUGAAAAAGGGACAAACCAGGGCAGCCAAACAAAUAAAGGAGGCAAAAGUAGGGUUUUCCUCAAAAUAGUUAGAAGUCCUAAUGGCACCAGGUUUCUCUCUACUACUCCAUAUACAUCUGCUAAAAAGCCACUGUAUGUGUCCACAAAUUCUCUGCAGUCACCUUACUUACUUUUGUCUUCAGACUGGUCAGCAAGACUGAAAACCUCCAGGAAUACUCAUAGCUCCACUCAAAAACUCUCUGCCAAGCUUAAACCACAGUCAGACAUUCACAGUCAGAACCAAGCUGAAGAAGACUUAGUAGUACAGAAAUCAUCAUUUUUGCACAUGGAUAGCCGUCCACGUAGCCAACGGAAGAGAAGGAGAAGGAUCUUGUUCGAGGAAUCUCUUGAGACCUUUCCUAAAACUAGAAGAAUGUCAAGUAAGGCCCUUGCUCAGAAAGAAUUCUCCUUGAUGAGUGAGCCCUUGGCAAAAGACACUGAAAGAACACUUAGACUUUUUCCAUUCAGCCCAUUUCAACAGAUCAAAUGUCCUCGUCAAAACCAACCAGUAGUGGUGCUAAACCACCCCGAUGCUGAUAUUCCUGAGGUGACAAACAUUAUGAAAUCGGUUAACAAAUACAAGGGUAAAGUUAUCAAGGUGGCAUUGUGUGAGAACACAGUCAAAGCCCUAUCCGAUUUGAGCGUCAUUGGUUCAGAUGGUACACUGUUAAACACUCCUGGAAUCAGUGUUGAUUCAAGAGUCCGGCCAUCAGGGAACAAUGUUAGAGAGCGAUUUAUCUUAAGACUGAAGUUAAAAAAGACCAAAAGAAACAAAUAUGAGGUAGUGAGGUCGUCCUCCAGCACAGGUUCGGAGCAUCUGCAAACUUUUAAUUGUUGGUUUUGUGGCCGAGUGUUUAACAAUCAAGAAGAAUGGAUUGGCCAUGGACAGCGGCAUCUCAUGGAGGCUACAAGAGACUGGAAUAAGCUGUUCUGAAGUAACCACAUAGCCCCUGGUUUGGGUGAAAUGCCGUCCUCUAAUGUAGAAACGUUAAAAAAAAAAAAGGUUAAAAAGAAAUGUUAGCUAUACUUAAGCUGUUUAUUUUUACCAUAGAUAUACAUUUAGAAGCUUUUUAAUGGAGUGUAAUAGAGGAAAGUUUGGUAUCUGAUACCAAUUUGUAUGUAAAUAAUUUAACCCUUGUACAUUGAACUCUUAGACCUUUGUGUAUGUACAUAAUUGAACUGUGAAACCUGGACACACUGUAUGUUUAUACAGGCAAGCAAAAAGAUCACUGGUACGAAAAGAAGGUGCUGUCUGUAAUAGACCUAUUUCAAUGCAGUCAGUUAACAGUUUUCUCAGGUAUUUUCAAAAUCCAGUUUAUAAAAAGAUCUUUUAUGUUCACUCAGAAAGCAUCUGAAAAUAUUUCAUUUACAGUGUGUGUUGAAUUGGCCGCAUACAUUAAUCAUUGUUAAAGAUCAUAGAGCUUAUUACUUUAUUAAUUAUUUUAAAUUCCUUUUUACUUAUAAACAUGGCCCUUUUAAAACCGAACCUUACAAAUGUUCACUAUGAACACUGGUCAGUUGAUGUAGCUGUAGAAAUAUUUGUGCAAAAGUGUUCUAGAAGCAAACAUUUAGGUUCCUGUGGAAGCUGUAUUUUCUAAAAAUGGUUAUUUUCAUACACUGUAUAUGUGUACCUUUUGUUCUCAUGUUUGUUUUACCGGUGCUAUCCCAUUUUUCAACACAUCAAAACUGACCCAGUCUCAUUUCUGUAGCAAUAAUUCAUUUCACCAGUUUUGAUUUGUACAUCUUGCAGCCAAUGUACCCAUUUCAAUGCUUCAUUAUGUUUCUUUUGCUGUUCUCCGUUUGAAUGAAGUUGAAAUCCUGCAAAGCACAGUACUACUUUAUCAACCGAUGUUCAGAUGCAAACCACCAACUCCACCAAAUGGACAAACACUAACUAAAUUUUGCAUUGGACUCUCAUUUUCUUAUACUUGUGUGGCUCAGUCUGCAGUUGUUUUGUGUUUCUUGUAUGGUUAAGAGGGUUCAGUGGUUAAGUGGUGAUUACUUCAACACGAAAAACCUUUUCUUUUUGUAGGCUUUUUUUUUGGCAUAUGCAGUACUGUUGAGCCAGUUUAAAUCUCUAAAUUAUAUUUGAACGUUUAAACUUUUUUUUUUUUUUUUUUUAACAUCCAGUCCAUAUUUGUUAAUGACAUGCAAAUUUAAAAUAUUCAGAUUGUCCCUUUUAUGAACAAGUUCUGCUUUACCUCAGAGUUGGCAUCAUUUACUGUGUAAAUUAAAAAGAUGGGAAUUUGUGAAGUGAUACCUUUUUACCCAUAUAAUUUUAUUUAAAAACAUUAUUCUUUUUGAACUCAUACAGUUUGUAAUGACUGAAAUCUGACAAUCAUUGUUACACAGCAGUAUAAAGUUUACCGCUACUUUACAUCCUGAUUGUGAAAUUUUAUUCUGUUUAUGGCUUUUCACCCACAGACCUUUACACUUUCCUCUAUACCACUCACUACAUCAUGCCAUCCACAAGAUGAAAGCAUAUCCCUCUCACAUGCCAAUAUAACCGCAACCAAAUAAGUUUUAAAUCUUGAGGCAAAACAGCUGUUUGAUGUUUAACACUAAUGUCAAACAUGUUGCUUGGGUUUACUGCGAUGUGAAAAACAAAUUUAUUUUUUUAUGCUAAGUGCCUAAAAUGUGACGCAGCAGGUCGACACUAUAUUGUACUGUAUUCACUUCCCUACAGUUCCUCUUUUAAUAAAUGUAAAUACUUUUAAAGAAA